Calliphora vicina (urban bluebottle blowfly) is the source of this 1834-nucleotide messenger RNA. It is a transcript of the gene BNIP3, whose product is annotated as BCL2 interacting protein 3. Bases 357 to 968 code for a protein of 203 amino acids. Gene Ontology annotation, cellular component: nucleus; mitochondrial envelope; mitochondrial outer membrane. The transcript has 5 exons. Lineage: Eukaryota; Metazoa; Arthropoda; Insecta; Diptera; Calliphoridae. Gene Ontology annotation, biological process: positive regulation of apoptotic process; mitochondrial outer membrane permeabilization. The record is from RefSeq and is a predicted model, not a curated record.
CGUCCAGACCAGUUCGUGGGAAGACAACGUUACAGAAAAAUAAGAACCGUAAUAAUUAUUAAAGAUAUUGUGAAAUUAAAAUCCAAGUUUACACUUUAAAAGGAAAAUAGAUAAAAAAUAUUAUAAAAAAAUUAAAAUAUAAUUUGUGGUAAACGAGAACAUAUAAAAAAGCUAUAAACAAAAACUACUACGCAAUUUGUUAAUUAAUUUACAUGGAAUAAAGCUAUUUUUUUGUAAGCAAAACAACAUAAUAAACGAGUGGUUAUAAAAAAAUAGAAAAAAACGAACGAAUAGACGUUAACGAGUUUUAAAAUUUUAUAUUUGUCUUAAAAAAAAUCAAAAUUUUUUUCAACAAAAUGUCUGCUACUCCACCAAAAAUGAAUGAAGAUCUGCUGGGCGGUAAGUUGUUUAAAUCUUGGAUUGAAUUAAGUACAGCUGCUACAAUGGCCGGUGUUAAGAGUCCGGAUAGAAUUACACCAUUGCCCUUUGCAAAUGGUGAAGAAUAUCUGCGCUUGUUGAGAGAGGCCCAAAGAGAAUCGAAUCAAUCAAGUCGUGUCGUUUCAUUGGCCAGCUCCCGACGUGAUACACCCAGAGACAGUCCCAAAUCUCCUCCCAAUAGUCCAAAUACCGAAUUAUGUGCUGAGGAUGAAUUAAAACAUGUUUAUAUAAAUUAUUGGAAUAAGACUGGCGAAACACAAAAAGACACCGAUUGGUUAGAUGAAUGGAACAGUCGACCAGAUCAACAGCCACCUAAAGAUUGGAAAUUUGAACAUCCACAAAAUCAACAGAAAAAGAAAACCGCUGGUUAUUCCAUACGCCUAACUAGAUUGGGCAAGAAUUCAUUGUUCUCACGUGAAAUUUUAUAUUCCCUUAUACUGUCGAAUGUAUUGUCAUUGCUAUUGGGCGCUGGUUUAGGGUUAUGGCUUAGCAAACGUGGUAUUCUAUUUACUAGAGUGGUUAUCGACUGAAGUGUUUUCUCCAUCAUUCUUGUUCUUCUAAACGAUCUAUUUAUAAAGUGUGAUUUAUAAAAACCAACCUAUUUCUUUUUUUUACAUUUAUCUAUAUACAAAAACAAUGUAAUAUUUUUUUCUAUUCUAUUGCUUUCAAAACAUUUUACACAAAAAAAAAAUAUGGGCUCAGGUUGAAAAAAUACUAAAAUUGAAUUCCUUUUAUUUUACAAAAAAAAUCAUCCAUCGUUCAUGUUGUGUUUUUAAAAAUUCGUUCAUCCUUCAUUAAUUAUUUUUGUUUUUAAACUGUCAUUUGUAUUUCUUUAUAUAAAAAAGAAAAUAAUGCAAAUUUAAAAAAAAAACCGUUGACGAAUUCACCGCCAUCACAUUUUUAUAGAAGUCCGUAGAGUUUUUUUGUUGUAGUUAUUAAGUAAAAACUCCCCUAAGGAGUUUACUUUUUCAAUAUUUCUUACCUUGAAAAGCUUUUUAACUUCUUUGUCUUUGAAAAAAAACCUUCUAAUUUUUUUUUAUAUAUACAUGCAUAUAUUAAAUAUUAAUAUAAGAAAUACGUAUAAUUUUUUUGUAAUGAAUUGUAAUACAAAAAGAAAAGAAGCAAAAUGAAAAUAAACGUACAUUUUUUUUCUAAUUUUAAUUUAUGUAAACACUUUACAAAAUAUACAUAAUACAUACCCUUUUAUAUAUACAUAUACAUAUUUUAAAUAUAGACUUCAUUUUUAUUAAACAUAAUUUUAAACUAUUUAAUACAUCAAAUUAAAAUAAAAGAAAAAUUGAUUUGAAUUCAAAAAAAAAACCUAAAAAAAACGCGUAAAAUUUAUAUGAAAAACAAAUAUAAAAAUAAUAAAAAAAACACCAUACAAAUAUUUAAA